Myxozyma melibiosi is the source of this 630-nucleotide messenger RNA. RefSeq lists its product as uncharacterized. Bases 1 to 630 code for a protein of 209 amino acids. NCBI's taxonomy places the organism in Eukaryota, Fungi, Ascomycota, Lipomycetes, Lipomycetales, Lipomycetaceae. The record is from RefSeq and is a predicted model, not a curated record. The transcript is spliced from 2 exons.
AUGGCGGCCUACUAUCUUGAUUUCUUUGCCAGCGUCGAGAUCUGGGUCACUCGCAUCUCUCUUGCGAUAGCGUUUAUGUUCCUGGGUCCGACUGUACUGCUGAUCGCGUACGAUAUCGCAGUCUACGCCUGGCGAACGCUUGAUUCCUACAUCGUCGACCACAUCGAAAACAUCCGCCACGGCCGCCAGAGUCCACCACUGACCGCCUCCGAACCCCUGGAAUCAGAUAUAAAAGACGAACAGCUUUCAAAGAAGAAGAAGGCUGCAGAGCCUGAAUGGCGAAAGACUUCCGAGGAAGCCGUGUCUAGCGCGAACGCAGGGGCGCGGGCAGUAAGGUCGGAAGAAGAAAAACAGAUUUUGAACAAGUGCGCGGGUGCACCGCCGACGGAAGCUGGUAGUCGGCAGUUGGGCUCGCUGUUUUUGUUUUAUCGGCGACAUGUGGGUAUACGAAGGCGGUCGCGAUCAGCUUCUCGUCCAGUGUCUUUGAGCGUGUCUGGCAGUUCGGAGGCCGAUCACCUCGAUAGCCGACAAGGAAGCGGGAGCAAGGUGCUUGAUGCGAGCGAUAGCAUGAGCAGUAGCGAGACACUGGAGAGCGGGAAGGCUUUUGCCAGUGGGAUCGUCGGAAGCUAG